ACGAAGAUAUUGUUGAAGGGGAAGAUGUAAUCUGCGCAGUUCUUUCAUCAGAAUUUUGACAGACAUUAACUAUUGCAGUAAACCAAUUUACUCGAGCCUUAGGGCUUCAAGCCCAGGCUCUCAAAGAAAACAACAAUAUGUCAGCCAGACUUAUAAUUUCAAAGGUGUGGAGGCAUGGAAAGCAGGUGGUUCAAAGUGCUAUCCGUAACAAAAUCGAAAAGCAGCCAGUUGCUGUCAGAGCAAAACCUGCUUACACCGUCAAGGCAACUCCAAUCCAGCCGAAACAACCACUGCUAAUAGGAAGACUCUUUCCACUUGUUUCCACGAGGACAUUGGCGAGUGAACUGCGUAGAAGAGCAGCUAUUCGUUUUGCACUACCAAAUCGACCAACACUUCUACCCACUUUCGCGUUGGCCUUUGCGGGAGUUGCUCUCCAACAACAGGAGGUGGACAAAGAUGAUUUGUCGUCCGAAGUCCGAGAUAUUUUCGGUGAGCGCCAAGAGAAAAGAUCCAUUCUUGACAACGUACAACAACUUUCACUGGGAGCCUUUGAUCUGGGGAAUCUAAUCGGCCAAGGUUGUAAUGCUGCAGUGUACGACGCAAAGUUGAAAUCACCUCAAUGUGAAGAAUUUGUUCAGCCAGCCCACUUCGAAGAUGACGACAACAACAGCAUUAUCUCCAAUGAAACAGACAUUGACAUCGUUGUCAUCGGCGAUGACGGUGAACUCUCCGACCUUGUGGAAAUGGAUGAUGACAUAGUCAUUCUUCCACAAAGACACGACCUUGACGACGAUGUCUUUAUUCAUGACUAUGGAAAUGAUGACAGUGACAUUGUCAUCAUUGGAGACCUGCUUGAUGAGGACACCGAGGAAGGUGUCUACGAUCAGGGGCAGGACAAUGAUUCCACAUUCAAUAAUGGUUCAGAGAGACAAGGGGAGACAACUGAACCAGACCCUGGACAUAACCUGAUUGGACAACAGAACAGUGAUGACUAUUAUCUAGCUAUAAAGAUGAUGUACAAUUAUGACAUCGAGUCUAACACUGAUGCCAUCAUGCGGGCAAUGCUGAAGGAAGCUGUCCCAGCAAGGACGUUGACCGUCGAUCAGGAUGAUCACCAGCUCUGGCAAAACGGGAACCGAGUGCGUCUGAAGUCGCUGCCUGGUCACCCUAACAUUGUGGAGAUGCUGGGCGUGUUUGUUGAUCCUCUGCCUGACCUGCCUGGUGCUCUGGAUAACUACCCAGCAGCUCUCCCUCAGAGACUGAAUCCUCAAGGUCUGGGACGCAACCAAACCAUGUUCCUUGUCAUGAAAAAGUAUGAUAUGACCCUAAGAGAGUUUUUAGCACAAGAGGAGUUAUCUCCCCGUAUCAGGUGUCUUCUUCUCUGUCAGUUGUUAGAGGGCACUGUUCAUCUGCGACAACACAGCAUUGCACACAGGGACCUGAAGAGUGAUAACAUCUUAUUGGAUUGUCAUAAUGAGGCAACUGCCCCUCAUCUUGUGAUCAGUGACUUCGGAUGCUGUCUAGCUGAUGAGGAAAAUGGUUUACAGCUUCCUUACCCAACAGAUGAGAUCAACAAAGGUGGAAACGGGGCUUUGAUGCCGCCAGAGAUAUCUUGUACAACACCAGGACGUAAAGUGAGGUUAGACUUCAGUAAGUCUGACCUGUGGGCAGUGGGAUCACUUGCCUAUGAAGUGUUCGGCCAGGACAACCCAUUCUACGGUGGUGCCAGGAUAACUAGGAAACUUGAUGGGAGAACCUACCAAGAUACUGACAUCCCAUCUAUGUCAGGUGACGUCCCUGAUGUCGUCAGGUUCCUUGUUCCUAGGAUGCUUCGUCGUAAUCCAAAUCAGAGACCUGAACCAGAAAUGGCUGCAAAUCUGCUCCAGAUCUACUUACACUUCCCUGAUUGGUUAGAACCUGGAAACCGACCAUCAAAAAAGCACAUCACUGAAAGUUUGAUGAUACUUGUCACGCAGAUUCUGAUUGGCUGGAAACUGAGAGGUGAAAGGUCAUUUACAGUAGAGAAACAACUACAGUUGACCUUUCUUAGGAGAUUGGUCAUCUCCGAUUUAGAUCAGGCUAUGGCUUAUUACCAUGGAAAAUAGCUUUGGAAAUACUUGGAUACUUUACUGUAAUGGAAUUGUCCUGUGGUUCCGAUUAGAGAGCAAGACAUAACGGCACUGUUUGGAAAAUGUUACUUACCGUGUUAUGUUGUUCCCUGUUUACUUUUACUAUGUGAUAGACUCUAGUAUAAUGUUUAUGUUAUUUUCUCUGUCAUUUUGCUUUUUAUAGAAUAAAUCAAUAUUUUAAAAUUUAGUGGUAGAAGAACAAUUAAUAAUGUAGAAAACAUAAAACAUUACUUUAAUUAAAUGGCUGUUUGUGAUAUUAUUUAGAAAUUGUGUAACUGUACACCAAUGGUUAUUUAGAUGUAUUGUAAGGUGGAGAUAAUUCCUCACUGAUAAUGAAAAAGUGUGUACUUGUUCUAAAGAGGACAGACGAUGAUGAAGAAAUACAUUCUGUGAGUUCUGUUGGCCAGAACAUGUUCAGAAGUUUGUGAUACUCUCUUUAAGUGCUUCAUAUUUGACAAAACUGUUAUUUACUGUAAUUUGUUAUUUUUUUUGUGGAAAAAUAAACGCAAGUUUCUUAUUGUUCCUA
Molecule: messenger RNA, 2655 nt
Organism: Mizuhopecten yessoensis (Yesso scallop)
Lineage: Eukaryota; Metazoa; Mollusca; Bivalvia; Pectinida; Pectinidae
Product: serine/threonine-protein kinase PINK1, mitochondrial-like
Exons: 10
Coding region: 138-2105 (655 amino acids)
Biological process (GO): autophagy of mitochondrion; regulation of apoptotic process; protein phosphorylation
Cellular component (GO): mitochondrion
Molecular function (GO): ATP binding; protein serine/threonine kinase activity
Source: RefSeq, a predicted model, not a curated record